CUUUACGAAAUUACAAAAUUGGAGUCUUCUUCCUCCCUCCUACCCUUUUCCCCUCUAUUAUAUAUAAAAUCCUGCAAAAACCUCACUCAUCGACAUUACUGUGAAAAAAUACAAACACAAAAAAGAAAUGGCGUCUUCAAGGAUCUUCUUAGCUUUGGUUGCCCUGGCACUGUUCGCCUUCUGUUCCGCCUUAGCUGAUGACGUCGUCGUCUUGACCGGGGAGAAUUUUGAGAAAGAAGUGGGUCAAGAUCGCGGCGCUCUCGUCGAGUUCUACGCUCCUUGGUGCGGGCACUGUAAGAAGCUUGCUCCUGAAUAUGAGAAGCUUGGUGCAAGUUUCAAGAAGGCUAAAUCUGUUUUGAUUGGAAAGGUGAACUGCGAUGACCACAAAGAUGUCUGCAGUAAAUAUGGAGUCUCUGGAUACCCUACCAUCCAAUGGUUUCCAAAAGGUUCUUUGGAGCCAAAGAAAUAUGAGGGGGCACGGACUGCAGAAGCCCUUGCUGAGUUUGUUAACACCGAAGGAGGGACUAAUGUCAAGAUUGCUGCAGUCCCAUCAAGUGUUGUCGUCUUGACUCAAGAUAAUUUCGAUGAGAUCGUACUUGAUGUGAAAAAAGAUGUAUUGGUUGAGUUUUAUGCUCCCUGGUGUGGUCAUUGCAAAAACCUUGCUCCUACAUAUGAAAAGGUUGCUGCAGUGUUCAAACAAGAGGAAGAUGUGGUUAUAGCUAACCUUGAUGCCGACAACUACAAGGAUCUGGCUGAGAAGUAUGGAGUAAGUGGCUACCCCACACUGAAAUUCUUCCCAAAGAACAAUAAAGCUGGUGAAGAUUAUGAUGGCGGCCGAGAUUUAGAGGACUUUGUUUCUUUCAUCAAUGAGAAGUCUGGCACUAGCCGUGACUCGAAGGGACAAUAUACUUCCAAGGCUGGUAUUCUUGAAACCUUGGAUAGCUUGGUGAAGGAGUUCAUUAGCGCUUCAGCCGAGGAGAAGAAGAAUAUUUAUACCAAGAUAGAGGAAGAAGCCGCAAAGUUGACAGGGUCUGCUGCAAGGUAUGCAACAGGACUUAUCUCUGUUUUUGCAUUGCAUGUAUAUCCUUUCAUCAAGGGGAACCAAAAUCUCAUAACUUUUCAAUUUCAGCAAGUUUAUAUUAAGAUCAUUUUCCCAAUUAGUUUUAAGAGAAAGUAGCCUAUCAUUAACGCACUAAUAUCAUUUGUUUGCUUAGUAUGGUAUUUUUGUUGUUAUCCUUUAUGUCCUUGUGCAGAUAUGGGAAGAUCUAUGUAAAGGCUGCCAAGAGUUGCAUGGACAAGGGUGCAGAUUAUGCCAAGAAUGAAAUUCAGCGGCUUGAACGCAUGCUUUCUAAGGUACGCCACGUCGACACCCUACUUUUCUUCUUAAAAGAAGCUUUUCCAGUAUGAUGUCCACAUCUGCUGUUAUGUCACCUUAACCACCGACUCCUAGCUAUUCUAAUUUGUAGUACCUCUGCUUUUCAAGGUCUAGUUAUAUUCAUGGCUUGAUACCCCUCUUUAAACAAGUAUCACCUUGCAAAUCUAUUGUGGAAAAUGAACGAAUUCUGGUGAUGACAAGAGCUGUAUAUUUCCAGUUUGUACAAACUGUUUACUGGAUAUUUUGCCUUGCAUCUGCAGUUCUUUCUCGACAUGCCCUACUUCAACUACUUAUUUAUGUACUUCGAAAUUUUAGUGUAAUUUUGAUGUAUUUGGCCCUUCUUCAUCUUUGAUGCAGACCAUAAGUGCAGCUAAAGCUGAUGAAUUCGUGCUGAAGAAGAACAUCUUAUCCACUUUUGCCGCUUGAUGGCCUAAAAGGAUUUCUCUUGUAGAAACUUAAGUUAGCUACGAGUUGGCCAUCUGGGAUUUUCCCCCGCUCAGGAAUUGUACCAUCUUUUACACUUUUUUUUUCUUUCCCUUAUUUUUCACAUGUGUACGCAUGAACUUCGUUAGAGAGAUUAGCUUCACAAUUUUACUGCUAUGUGUUAGUGAGAUAGAGGAAUGCUUGUAACAAUUCGACUUCUGUCUUCUUUUCUUUUUUUUUCUUCACAAGAAACCUAAGAAUGACCAAAAUCCUCCAAAGGAACGUCUCCACGCAUUGGCCGGCAGCCAUCCUAAAUAUUUUGGGUUAAUAUAGGAAAGAUCAUUAUCUUUAAUUCCUCGUAGUUCAGGGAUAUUAGCACACUGCACGAGAACAGACGUAGCGAUUGUUAUAAGUAACUGGAAGAUAAUUCAACAUUUAUAACACAGCCUUUGCUAAAUGCCUUUGCAAAUGUUUAGAUUAGAAUGAACCAAUGGACACAUCCAGCUUCGCACACCAUACUCAGUCGAGUAUAGUAGUUGCAACUUGCAAACUUGCAAUUCACAGCAGUUAGUGAUGUUUAGGGACUUGAUCACUUGACAAUGCACGGCCUUCUCCUCUAGGCAACUUCUUCUACGCCAAAUCUUCGGCAAUCGGAUGCUAAACCCGAACUCGGAUGUAUAUGAAGAGUUUGGGGUAAUUUCACAGUUGGGUAUGAUCCAGUGUUUAUUGCGACUUGGAUGAUUUGAGGAAUCAACCUGAUGUUAUGGUCCUCUUUAUACUUUCGAAAUCAUUCUCGAUUGCUCCGCCCUUUCCUAAUAAUACCUAAAACUCCUCAUCAAGCAAUGUUAUUAGACGGAUCCUGAAGCUCAUUGACUAUCAAUGGGAAGUAGAGGUGUACUUUGUUCAUCGACCGGCUAAUGAGUCGGCUGACACGUUAGCUAAGUUAGGUUUUACUUUUGUUAAGGGGUUACAAGUAUUGUCAACCCCGCCGCUCUUGACCGC
Molecule: messenger RNA, 2800 nt
Organism: Oldenlandia corymbosa var. corymbosa
Lineage: Eukaryota; Viridiplantae; Streptophyta; Magnoliopsida; Gentianales; Rubiaceae
Source: the annotation of a GenBank genome assembly